This is a messenger RNA of Melitaea cinxia (Glanville fritillary), 2180 nucleotides long. It is a transcript of the gene Anxb13, whose product is annotated as annexin B9-like. Gene Ontology annotation, cellular component: cytoplasm. NCBI's taxonomy places the organism in Eukaryota, Metazoa, Arthropoda, Insecta, Lepidoptera, Nymphalidae. The coding region runs from base 1 to 1452 and encodes 483 amino acids. The record is from RefSeq and is a predicted model, not a curated record. The transcript has 9 exons. Gene Ontology annotation, molecular function: calcium-dependent phospholipid binding; calcium ion binding.
AUGAAUCCUUACCAAGGUCAGCCACCUUACCUACACAAUGUCGGAUUUAGCAACUCAGCCCCGCAGUCUUUUGGGAACCCGCUGCCGAUGCCAGGUUUUCCUACAAUGGGAUAUCCGACAGCUCAACCCGGUUACCCUAACACUGGCUCUGGCUACCCGCAAUCGUCUCAAGGGUAUCCGCAAGCCCAAGGCUACCCACAACAGACUCAAGGGUAUUCACAAGGGUACUCUCAACCUAGCUCUGGUUAUCCAAGUCAGGCUUACCCACAGGCAAACUCUGCUCAAGGCUAUCCAUCUGCUCAAGGCUACCCUUCUGCUCAAGGCUACCCUUCUGCUCAAGGCUACCCUUCUGCUCAAGGCUAUCCUUCUGCUCAAUCUGCGCAGCCAGGCUACCCUCAAAGUUCUGGUUAUCAACAACCUAAUCAACACCAGGGCUAUCCAUCAUCAAAUGUCCAAAGCCAUCAAGCAUAUAGUCCUUCAUCAAGUCCAGUACAUGUGCCAAAGUCCAAACCAACCGUAGUUCCCGUGAACCCCUUCGACCCCCGUGAAGAUGCGGCUGUGCUACGGAAGGCUAUGAAAGGAUUUGGAACAGACGAAAAGUCGAUCAUCCAAGUGUUGACACGUCGCAGUAACGAACAGCGUCUCCGGAUCGCGUUCGAGUUCAAAACAUUAUAUGGAAAGGAUCUAGUGUCCGAUUUGAAGAGUGAAACUUCUGGAAAGUUCGAAGACCUGCUGGUGGCUCUUAUGACGCCAUUGCCUCAGUUCUACGCGAAGGAGCUUCAUGACGCGAUAUCGGGAAUCGGCACUGAUGAAGAUGUACUCAUUGAGGUCAUGUGCACCAUGACCAACCACGAGAUCCACGUCAUCAAACAAUCCUACACUGCGAUAUACGGAACACUUCUCGAGGAUGACUUACGCGGUGAUACGUCAGGCAAUUUUAAGAGGCUAAUGACAUCAUUGUGUAUGGGUAAUAGAUCUGAAGAUUUCCACAUUGACCAAGCGAAGGCCCGCGAAGAUGCUAGGAGCUUGUUGCAAGCAGGUGAACUGCGUCUCGGUACGGACGAAUCAGUGUUCAACGCGGUGCUUUGUUCUCGCUCGUUCCCGCAACUGGCCGCUAUAUUCCAGGAGUACCAAAACCUCACCGGACAUGACAUAGACGACGCUAUCAAGGCGGAAUUCUCUGGUGACCUUGAAAAGGCUCUACGAGCUAUUGUUAAAGUGGUCCGCAACAAGCCGUUGUUCUUCGCUGAGCGUCUCCACAAAUCUAUGAAGGGUCUCGGCACAAACGACCGCCAGCUGAUUCGCAUCAUGGUGACUAGGUGCGAGGUGGACCUCGGAGACAUCGCUGAUAUGUUCCAGUCGAAAUAUGGUGAAACUCUUCAGAGCUGGAUCGAGGGCGACUGCUCCGGACACUACAAGAAGUGCCUGCUUGGUCUACUCGGUCUUUACUAGAAACAUCUAGACUUGUCUACGCAAGUAACAUUUACACUUCUCUCUGGUACCAACACUGGCUUCUGUAAUCUCUUUUUAUUGAAAUUUGCAAUUAAUGUUUAAAGUUUAUACAUGUUGUGUUCGAAUUCUAAAUUUUUGUAGUAUUCUUAUGUAUUCAAAUAAAAAAUAUAUAUGUAAUCGUAUACUAUAAAAUAUAAAAAGAACUAAAUAAUAUAUGAAUAAUUAUUAUAGGAGAUUAUAAAAAGUGUUGUUAUUGCCGAUCUUGCAUUAAAAUAUAAGAAAUAAUAGAAAUGCCGUAUACAAUCUUAGACGAUUUACAAAGUGGUGGUCCAUACAUCAUAUAAUUAUUUCUAAAUUAAAAAACCGUCCGCUUGAUAUAUAUCUCGAAUAUUUUAUUAUGUUUAGAUGAUUAUUUUGAAAAUUUAAUUUUUUUAAUUUUUUUUUUGUUUAAAUUUUUAAACAUAAUACAUUUUAGAUUUUUUUUGGUGGUUUUUUAGAAAAUGAAAGGUGAUUUUUUUAAUAUUUUGAUUGUGAAACAAAAUUAGUAAACUUUCGUAAGUGAAACUAUUUACAAAGACAUCGUUGAUAUAUUGAUAGUAAUUUAUGUUAUUAUAUUCAAUGCGUAUAUAUGAAAGGACUGUUGUACCUUGAACUAUAGUGCUUUAUCCUCGUUACAAUGUGCCUUCAAUAUAAAAAAUUAAUUUUAAAUACAUGUUCUAACACAUAAA